AUGCAGCUGAUAUCUGAUGCUUUAGAAUCUGAUAUUCCUUCAGAAGAGAGGUUGGUUACUGAAGAUCUGAAGGAUACUGUGGGACUUGAGUUGGAUAAACAAACCAGAAGGAGAGCUGCUGGAGGAGGAAGAGGAAGGGGUUGUAAUGUCACAGCUGUAGCAAAAGGGCCAUCAGCAGCGGUACCUGCCAGGCCAACAGCUGCGGGUAGGGGCAGGGGGAUUAGGCUGAUAGAUUUAGACCCAGAGCCACCUUGUGAGGUUCUUCCAGAAGCUGCUGCCGUCGGGGCAGGUGAACCGGUUUUUAAUAGAAUUGACGGAGUCGCAGGUAAAGAUAUUGCAAUGGAUGGUGGAAGUGCAGACAAAAUAGUGGGAGUUGAGGAAGAAGCAAGCACAACUCCCGUACCUGAAAGGGUACAGGUGGGGGGCUCUCCUGUAUAUAAGACAGAAAGGAAGUUGGGUAAGGGAGGUUUCGGCCAAGUUUAUGUUGGCCGAAGGGUAAGUGGUGGCACCGAGAGAACAGGACCAGAUGCGACUGAGGUUGCAUUGAAGUUUGAGCACAGAAAUAGUAAGGGUUGCAACUAUGGGCCUCCUUAUGAGUGGCAAGUGUACAA
Molecule: messenger RNA, 611 nt
Organism: Ilex paraguariensis (yerba mate)
Lineage: Eukaryota; Viridiplantae; Streptophyta; Magnoliopsida; Aquifoliales; Aquifoliaceae
Source: the annotation of a GenBank genome assembly